Anopheles arabiensis is the source of this 3693-nucleotide messenger RNA. RefSeq names its product protein Wnt-1-like. The transcript is spliced from 8 exons. Lineage: Eukaryota; Metazoa; Arthropoda; Insecta; Diptera; Culicidae. The record is from RefSeq and is a predicted model, not a curated record. Gene Ontology annotation, biological process: neuron differentiation; multicellular organism development; cell fate commitment. Bases 1191 to 2321 code for a protein of 376 amino acids. Gene Ontology annotation, molecular function: cytokine activity; frizzled binding. Gene Ontology annotation, cellular component: extracellular region.
GCAGCAUCUCGAGCGCGCGUAACCAGAAACCCGAACCGACCGACCGACCGAACCGACCGAGCGUUCGUUCUGGAACGCGAACCCGCGCUACCCAAAACGUGCCCGCUCGGGAAACAGAAACCGCGCGAACAGAACCCGACGGUCGGGGUUGUUUUCCACUGGCUGUCGAAUCGGUCGGACGUGGUUACGGUUUGUUGGCAGCGUGCGCUCUGUUCCCAGUAAAAAAAUAACACAGAAACUCCGUGGCUGGUGGUGCACAAAACAUUAAAUUCAACACAUCGGUUGGAGCAAAGUGUUUGUCGGAAGAUUUGCAAACGGUUGAAGGAUUUUUAGCAACAAAAACUAAAAAAACCCUAAAAAAGUGUUAAGUGGUAAAAGAAGGAGGAAAAAAAAGUGAUCGUGCAGUGAUCGAUUUAUUAGAGCCGCAGACAGGCAGUUACGCUGUAGACACAUGCACACACACAUGCAUCCACGAUCGUGCAAAAGGGUCGUCCGAAGUUUUAUGAUGUGGCAUAAUUUGAAGUAAAGCGUUUUGGUGUUUGUGAGCGAGUUUGUGAGUGUGUCUCGAUCGGUGUAAAGUGAUCGUUUUAAUGCUGCUGUGAAGGAGGAAAAAAAGGGAUAUCUUAUCGUAUGCGAGGUGAAUGUGUGUGCAUGUGUGUGUGUUAGUGCCGGGUAAAGGCAGAUUGUUUAAGAAUUGGAAAGAUAAAGCAACAGAAAACGACAUCAUUAAAAACCGUGCCGAGAAGAUAAUAUUUAUAGUGAGUGUGGAUUUGUGUGUGUGUGUCCGCUGGCCGUUCUGUGUGCCUGGCUGAGUUGUUCAAGGGUGAAAAAAGGAGCAUAAGCAGCACACUGACUGCUUGAUCGAGCCACAAACAGUGUGUGUGUAUGUACGGUGAAAAGGUGAAGAUCAAACCUAGCAGAAGCCCUGACGCCUGAACCAACAACCUUCAACAGGCGCGUAGCCCGUACAACCGCAGCACUACAUACAGCACAGGCUAUUGGAGCCAUCCAGUUUACCCAUCCCCGUUGUGAGGUCCGGCCAUUCUUCCGGCGACUCCGGCAACGAUGAGUGGUGGGGACUAGAGAAGCGCCAAUCGCCGCAUAAUCCACACCGACCAAACCCAUCUAGAACCCCCCGAUUGACGACACAAUUGGACGAAAGCUACUGCCGCCACACUACCGCCACAACCAUGGUUCAGCCGGGCUUUCGGCUGCCGCACCCGUCCACGUGCCGGCUGGUGGCCGACCGUGGUGGUCUAACGAAGCGCAUCCUGCAGCUACUGCUACUGCUGCUGCUGUACUGUAGCGGGUUCGCCGAUGGUAGCUGGUGGCGCAUCGCUGACCUGUCACUCGAUCCGGCCCACUUCCAUCGGGACAAUCGGAGCUACGAGCUGUGCGGUGAUACCGCCUUCUUCACCGAACAUCAGCGCGACACGUGCUACAGCAAUCCGGAACUGUUGAAGGUGAUUGUACAUGCAGCCAAUACUGCCAAAUAUGAGUGUCAAUCGUACUUUCAGAACAACCGCUGGAACUGCUCGGCGAAGCGCGGUUCCGGUAUUUACUAUGGAAAUUUCGACGAUAAAGGCAACCGCGAAACGGCGUACCUAAGCGCCAUCAACUCAGCCUCGCUCGCCUGGACGAUCACGCGCUUCUGCACCAAGGGCGAACUGACGACCUGCCAGUGCGAUCGCAUCCCGCGCAACAAGCACAGCACCAAAUGGACCUGGGGCGGCUGCUCGGAAGACAUCAAGUACGGCAUCAAGCAGGCCCGCUCGUUCACCGAUCCGCAGGAGAACCGUACCACGAGCUUUGGGCUGAUGAACCUGCACAACAACGAAGCGGCACGACGAAUAUUACGCUCAAGGAUGGAGAAGGUGUGCAAGUGUCACGGUAUGUCUGGCUCCUGUACGACACGCGUCUGCUGGCGACGACUGCCCCCCAUGAAGUUGAUCGCCGACACGCUCGGUUCGUUGUUUGAUGCCGCUGCACAAGUGAAGCCAGUGGAAAACAAAGGCAUCAUCCGGAAGCUGAUGCGCAAGGAUCUUGAGUACAAGAAGGUGAACAAGUCCGAUCUGGUGUACAUUGCAGAGUCACCCAACUACUGCGAGGAAAAUGAAAGCUUGGGCAUCUUUAGCACACGCGGCCGAUUCUGCAACCGAACGUCGUACGGUAUCGAGGGCUGCCGGCUCCUUUGCUGUGGCCGGGGCUACCAAACCCGCAUCCGCAAUGUGGAGGAAAAGUGCAACUGCAAGUUCGUUUGGUGCUGCUCGGUCAAGUGCGAUACGUGCAGCAUGCGCAAGGACGAACACAUCUGCAACUAAAGCCAAGCGAAGGAGCCAAGGGGAAGGUGCCAAACUGGUUCUUCAAGGAUGGAAGGAUCAACCAAAAAAAAACCAAAAGCACCAAAACGAACAGUCCGUGCGGGUGGGAAAAGCCUACUAUGAUUGGUCGUACACCAUCGUGUUGUGCUGAAAACCACGAAGAGAGCCACGAAGAGUGCGGCACGAACGGACUACGAAGUGGAGAAGUCGCGAAUAACCAUAAUACGAAACUGUGUGACUAUUUAUUCAAAACAACGAGGCAUUUGCAUCAUCAAGCCAUCAUUCAUCCACAUCGUUCUCAUCAUCAUCAUGAUCAUCAUCAGCGUACUACUCUCAUUGUCCGAUUUAGCAAUCACUUCACCAAACUCGAAGAACAAUCAAUUAAAUCGUUCUUCAACGUCCCGAAAGCAACUUUCUUGCAAAUUUGUAAACACACAUUGAUGGUGAUUAAAAUGUCUGCGCUAACCGACGGCAAGGAAUGCUAGCAUUAUAACGAAUUAGUGUUACUACACCCGGCAAAACAGAACAACAAAAAAAGCAGGAGGCUGAGUUUGCGCCAUUUCCCCAUCAAUCAACCAUAACGAGGCGCGGUUGCUAGUACGAUUUCUAUUUUUUUGUUUUUAUUCCCCCGUCCAAAAGGGGUACGAUGUUUCAUUGUGCACCAACAUGCACCAUGGGCAACAUGGGGAAGGCAUUUUUCAAUUUCUGUGAUUUGAUUUUAGAGAGCUUUUUAUUUUAUUUAGCAAUAAAUCUUAGAGCAAACGCGCGCCGCCAACACACACUCCACCCAGGAGGUGUGUUUAAUGUAUUUUUAGUUUUUAACGUUUGAAAUAUUUAGCGUGUAAGACGAGUGUGCGAGAGAGAGAGAGUUUCCUGCUACGGAGGAACAGAGGGAUAAAGAGGGAGUAAGAGAGAAAGAAAGCAUUUCCUUUGCAUCUUGUGUUGCGAUUUUGCGAGUCAUUUCAACAAUACAUUUUCAUACUUUCCAAUAACACACAGUCCAAAGUGAGUUUCUCCAUACUUUCCUUUCUAAGUUUAUAUCAACACGUUUAUGCACUGUCCGAUUUAGUCACAUUCCCCUCCCCCACCCCCCCCCCCCCCGAUCCGAUUCACUUUCAUACCCCAUCCCCAAAACCAAUUGCCCCAGUACGAAGACAAGAAAAAGCGGUUCGAACGCGAAACUCCCGCGCCCAUUAUUAUUGAUAAUAGCGGUGUUUGGCUCCGUUUAUAAAGUAUUUUGUAAUGUAUUGUAAUACACGGCUAAAGAAAAAAUCCAACCAACCAGCGAAAGUAUAAACCAGAACACACAAAAAUCGAAAAUCGAAAAUAAAAACAAACAAACAAACCAAUCUCAGUAUGAAAAAUAAAGUAA